Molecule: messenger RNA, 1935 nt
Organism: Melanotaenia boesemani (Boeseman's rainbowfish)
Lineage: Eukaryota; Metazoa; Chordata; Actinopteri; Atheriniformes; Melanotaeniidae
Product: glutamate receptor U1-like
Exons: 11
Coding region: 16-1617 (533 amino acids)
Biological process (GO): synaptic transmission, glutamatergic; modulation of chemical synaptic transmission; monoatomic ion transport
Cellular component (GO): postsynaptic membrane; dendritic spine; plasma membrane
Molecular function (GO): transmitter-gated monoatomic ion channel activity involved in regulation of postsynaptic membrane potential; AMPA glutamate receptor activity
Source: RefSeq, a predicted model, not a curated record
GCCACUGGGACCUCCAUGAAUCAACUUCAUCUGCCCAACAGUCCUGGCUCUUAUCUCCUCCCUCUCUGUGUUCCCUAUAUAAACCCCCAACUACAUCCUGCUGCACAGUUCUUCCAGCUGCCCUCAUUCGAGACCCGCUGUGAAUAUCUCAGACAUUUUUUGGAGUUGUCUCCCAUAAACAACUCAGAUUUAAUCCACACUGAGCCUGACUGCGCUGAGGGUAGAGGCAGCAUGAGGGUCUGCUUGGUUUUGGUGCUGUGUGUGACAGCCCUGAUUGCACGGGCCACCGCUGCAGAUGCCAAGGAGUUAUCCAUCACCACUAUAAAGGAGGAACCAUACGUCAUGAGCAAGGGUUCACAGUUUGAGGGCUACUGUAUUGACCUGAUCUCAGAGCUGUCCAAGAAGCUGGGUUUCAAGUACAACGUGCACCUGGUGAAAGACAACAGAUACGGAGUUAUGGACUCCAGUGGUAACUGGAAUGGUAUGAUCGGUGAGGUUAUCAGAGGGGAGGCGGACCUGGCUGUGGCCCCUCUGACCGUCACUGCGUUGAGAGAGCAGUUUGUGGACAUGACCACCCCCUUCAUCCAAACAGGCCUCAGCUUCAUCAUGCGCAAAGACUCUGAGUCAGAGGACAGCACUGUCAGCCUGCUGUCACCCUUCUCCACCGACAUGUGGGUCGGCGUUCUCGUCGCUUUCCUGCUAACGGGUCUUUGCAUAUUUCUGGUGAGCAGGAUCAGUCCUUCUGAGUGGGCCAACCCAGAAACGGAUGAACACAGCUUCACUCUGCUGCACAGCUUCUGGUACAUCACAGGCGCGCUCACCCUGCAAGGUGCUGGUCCUCACCCUAAAGCCCUCUCUGGACGUGUAGUUGGCGCCAUCUGGUGGAUAUUUGCAGUGCUGCUGCUCGCCUGCUACUUUGCCAACUUUAACUCUGUGCUGAACUCCAAGAGCAAACACAUCUCUAUCGGUAGCUUCGAAGAUCUUGCUAACCAGGACGUGAUUGAUUACGGCACACUGGAAUUUGGAUCCACCAUGCACUUCUUUAAGAAUUCCAACAACCCAGUGUACCGCCGGAUCUACCAGCACAUGGAGCGUAAGAAGAGCUUCGUUUCCAACAUGGAGGAGGGCAUUCGUCGUGCCCAGGAGGGAAACUUUGCUUUCAUCGGUGAAGCGGUGUCCUUGGACUUGGCAGUGGCUCGCUACUGUAAACUGACCCGUUCACAGGAAAUCAUUUCCAUGAGGGCCUACAGCAUCGCAGCACCUCUGGGUUCUCUAUUGAUGAAAAACCUAACCGUUGCCAUCCUCCAGCUCAGUGAGUCCGGUGAGUUGACACACCUACGGGACAAGUGGUGGGCCAGCAGCUGCAUCGAUACCAACAAGGCCCAGGUGUCCGAUGCACUGCAGCCCCACCACCUGCAGGGCCUCUUCCUCCUCCUUGGCCUGGGUCUGGGUGUCGGACUCCUGCUGGCCCUUCUGGAGCUCUUAUCCAGGGCCCGAAACCAAGCUAAGGAUGGCAAGAAAUCCUGCUGCUCGGUGUUGACGUCAGAGCUGAACCGGAGGUUCGGUAGCGGAGGAGAGAGCACCGAGCAGGAGAGUCCAGACAAAAACAAAGCUUGAAUCAUAGCAGUGUUCCUCACACACUCUCUGCUUUGCUCUGGUAACAGGUGUGUUUUGUGGUGUUUCUCGGCGUGUUUUAUACUCUCGUAAGAAAUCUUAGUGACUUUUGGUAAGAACUAGCAGCAAGAACAUCAUGAGCAACAAAAGAAAAGAAUUUAGAUCCUCAAGCUUCAGGUACUAACCACUGCUGCGUUAGCUGGUUGUUUCAGCAUUAUGUUCAUGUCCUGAGUAACAUUCAUGCAUUUCUGUCGCAGCUGUAAUAGUUUCAGAACUUUCUGUUUCUGUUGCCGAUAAAUCCAAAUAAAUCCUCCAGAGUUC